Molecule: messenger RNA, 1387 nt
Organism: Rattus rattus (black rat)
Lineage: Eukaryota; Metazoa; Chordata; Mammalia; Rodentia; Muridae
Gene: Ccdc188
Product: coiled-coil domain containing 188
Exons: 9
Coding region: 176-1387 (403 amino acids)
Source: RefSeq, a predicted model, not a curated record
UCUGCCCCAGUCCUAGCCCCAGCCCAUUGUGACCUCCCUGUCUGUACCCAGGCCUUUGUGACUGUCACCUAGGUAGACUUGUGAGCCAGAGUGACAUCCAAAGUCCCUUCAAAGAGAGUGGCAGGUUAGCCAGGCCAGAGCCUGGACCUGGGGUCAGGACGGGUCACAGGGACCGAUGGAGGGGCCAGAACCCCUGGGACCCUGUGGACAUUCUCACACCCAGCAUCCCCCAGCCCCAGUUUCAAACAACCAUGGAGGAUGCCUGAAUCAGCCCUGUCAGGGAUUUGUAAGGUGGCCCUGUCUGUUCCCCCUUCAGUCCACUCAGUCAUUAGAGUCUUCCAGACCUUUCCCAGCUCCAGGGAUAGGGAGCGGGGGACCCAGAAUGAGAGGAGAAGCCCCUGGGAUGUUUCUGUCAAGUGAAGGAGAGAUUCCACGACAGAGAGCUCGAGAGCCAGCAGGGGCCAGACAAGAAGAGGUUGAGGUAGAGUGGGACUGUCCCCUACAUUCAGGGCAUGAGCAGGGGCCACCCAGGCAGACAGCACCCCCCACCUCAGGACCCAGGCCCUGCCCAUGCCCAACCCUGCCUCCCAGAGGAAGGGCCACGGCUUCAUCCAGACAAGCUCCCACACAGCUUCAGGGCGGGACACUAGAGUCUGCACAGCAAUCCUUUCUGCAGCUGGAGCAGGAGAACCACAGUCUGAAAAGGCAGAACCAGGACCUUCGGGAGCAGCUGGGGGCCCUCCUGGGGCCAGGGCAGCAGUUCCUGCCUCUAUGUUCUGAGCACUCGAGCUGUACAGCGCUGGCCUGGUCCCCCGAGUCAGCCAGGACCCAGCUCCUGGAAGACAGGGCACCUGUGCAGCUGUUAAGGCAGCAGGAGCUCUGCCCAGGGAAAGAGUCUUUUGUGCGGCAGUCCCAGAGUGAGCUGCAACAGAUCCGAUUGUCCUUUGAGAGGAAGAAGAUGGCCAUUACUGAGGUGUGGGACGGUGUGGCCGAGGUACACAUGGCUCUGAACAACCAGGCCACCGGGCUCCUGAACCUCAAGAAGGACAUCCGAGGUGUACUAGAACAGAUGGAAGACAUUCAGCUGGAGAUUCUGGGGGAGAGGGCCCAGUGCCGCACUCAGGCCAGGAAGCAGCAGCAAUUGAUGGAGAAAGGCAGGCCACAGCUGGGAUGUUCGGAGGGCCUAAAGGGCCACCUCUGGCUGCUGGCCUUGAGGCUGCUGCUGGGUGCUCUGCUGGCCUGCACAGCGGCCUACGUGUACGUGGUGGACCCCACACCCUUCGAGGGGCUGGUGCCACCCCUGCUGAGCCGAGCCAACGUCUGGAAGCUCAGGGCCUUACUGGGUCCCUUCUUACGCCUGGAGGUGGACGACUUCCUGCCUUUCUAG